Messenger RNA from Talaromyces amestolkiae, 762 nucleotides. RefSeq lists its product as uncharacterized. Gene Ontology annotation, molecular function: hydrolase activity. Lineage: Eukaryota; Fungi; Ascomycota; Eurotiomycetes; Eurotiales; Trichocomaceae. The coding region runs from base 1 to 762 and encodes 253 amino acids. The transcript is spliced from 4 exons. The record is from RefSeq and is a predicted model, not a curated record.
AUGGCUGGUGUUAGUAAAGCUUGUUGCUCUAUCCCGCCUGUUAUUUCCAAGGGAUAUGAAGCCAAGGGUGAAUAUAAGACCUUUGGUGGAUUGAAGACCUAUGUCACUGGUCCCGCUGAUGCUACUCGUGCCAUAUUUGUCAUCUACGAAGAUAUCUUUGGCUUCUUCCCCCAAACCCUCCAAGGCGCUGAUAUCCUCGCCAACGCCGAUCAGGACCAGAAAUACCGCGUCUACAUGCCCGAUUUCUUCGAAGGUGAACCCGCUGAUAUCUCCUGGUACCCACCCACCACCGAGGAAUAUAAACAGAAACUUGGAAAUUUCUUCCAAACCCGUGCCGCCCCCCCAGGCCAUCUCGCCCGGAUCCCAGGUAUUAUUACAGAUGCCAACAAGGAAGCUAGCAGCGGCAGUGGAUUCACUUCUUGGGGCAUCCUAGGAUACUGCUGGGGUGGUAAAGUUGCUAAUCUCGCCUUAGGCAAGAAUACCCUAUUCAAGGCUAGUGUGCAGGCCCAUCCAGCUAUGCUAGAUCCUAAUGAUGCGAAAAAUGUCUCUGUGCCAAGUGCAUUAUUAGCAUCAAAGGAUGAGGAUCCUGCUGCUAUCAAGGGUUAUGAGGCUAACCUAAAGGUUGUUAAGUUUGUUGAUACUUAUCCCACGCAGAUCCAUGGAUGGAUGGCGGCUAGAAGUAAUUUGGAAGAUCCGGAGGUCAAGAAGGAAUAUGAACGUGGAUAUCGGGCUGUGUUGGACUUUUUCCACCAGCAUCUGUGA